AUGUCCUGCAGUUGGCUGAGUUUCUGGUGCUGCUGCUGGCUGAGCCUCAGUAUUUGGACCUGGAGGACCAAGGCUCUGGAGCUGCAGCAGCUGGUCCAGUAUGGAGAAGAAGCCGGGGACCAGCAGCUGCCUCCCGGCUCCGACUCCACCGCUGAGCUGCUCCUCACCGGCUCCAUGUACCUCUUCAGUGAGACUGUGGAUAAAGUUUAUAUAAACACUAAUGGAUUGGUGGCCACUACUGAGCCUGAAGCUGAGGAGGAGUAUCUGGGGAACAUGCCCGCCAGUUUCAGAAUGAUCGCAGCGCUCCUCGGAGACCUGGACACCAGUGACGGACAGGGAAAGGUGUACUUCAGGGAGGACAGCAAACCGGCUGUACUGAGCCAAGUCACCGAGCACAUCAGGCGAGCUUUUCCCAGAGAUGAUGGAGUGGAUCCAACCAGCGCCCUCAUCGUCACCUGGGAGAACAUGGCUGCCAAGGGCGCCUCUGGACGUGGGGACGGACUGGACACUAAGAGAAACACUUUCCAGCUGGUUGUGGCCUUGAUGGCCUCGUCCACCUACGCUAUCCUCUUGUACCCCAAAAACAGCCUGAAGUUCCACUCCACUUCAGUAGGGGGCAAGAGUAAGGUCCUAGAAGUUGGCUUCAAUGAAGGCCUUGUGAAGGGCUGGUGGCGAUCCACCCAGGGGACGUACUACCGCAGCACCACAGAUGAUGAGAUCUCCAUCAGGGAACUUACUGAAAAGACCAACUCAGGACGGAGUGGGGUUUGGGUGUACGAGAUCGGAUCCUCACCGUUCUUUUUCGACAUCACAUCAGGAAUGGUGGAGGAAGAGGAUACCAGCGAAGCCUCUGUUACUAUGUUGCCAAGGCAACCUGAUAAACAGACUGAGACUGUUACGCCAGAGUACGCAGAACCGGAGACUGAAGAGCCAGAAUAUGAAGAUCUGGGCGAGCUUGAGCCAGAAUACCCUGAUUCUGAGACUGUCAACCCAACGCGCACUUCCCCGGAGAGGGUUCAGCCAAGAUACCCUGAACAAACUGAGUCCGAAUACCCUUACCAGCCUGAGCAACCAAGGUACAACAUUCCCGAACCCAGUGAGCCCAGAUAUCCAGUUGAUCCACGGUACACCAACCCUGAACCAGUCCAACCAGUUCCACCUCAUACCCAGCCCCAGCAACCCGAGGUUGUCGUGGUAGAUGAAGAUGACGCUCUGAAUGUAAAUGUAUUUGCGUACAAUUUGGACACAUGUGACCACAACAGGCACAAAUGCUCUGCUUUCGCCGAGUGCCGGGAUUACAGCAACGGGUACUGCUGCCAAUGUAAGCCUGGUUUCUAUGGUAACGGGAAGGACUGUGUUGCAGAAGGUAAACCACAGAGAAUGAAUGGAAAAGUGUCAGGUCGAGUGUUUGUGGGGAACUCACCUUCGCCCGUUGAGAUCAGUAACAAUGACUUGCACUCAUACGUGGUGGCAAAUGAUGGACGGGCCUACGUGGCAAUCAGUAACAUCCCCGAUAGCAUAGGUCCCUCCCUGCAGCCACUGUCUUCCCUGGGAGGAGUCAUCGGCUGGGCCUUCGCCCUGGAGCAGCCCGGCUACCAGAACGGCUUCAGCCUCGUCGGCGGUGUGUUUUCCCGGCAGGCCGAGGUCACCUUCCAGCCCGGUAACGAGCGGCUGAGCAUCAAGCAGGAGUUUAAGGGGAUUGAUGAGCACGACCACCUGGUGGUGAGCACAGAGCUGGAGGGACGUGUUCCCGCCAUCCCGCUGGGAUCCAGUGUCCAGAUCAACCCAUACAAAGAGAUCUACCAGUAUGACCAAAACUUGAUCACUUCCUCCUCCAACCGUGAUUACACCAUCACCUCCCCGGACGGCGACGUCCAGACUAGAAACUACAAUUGGCGUCAGACCAUCACCUUCCAGACCUGCCCUCAUGAUGAGACCAACAGGGCGGCACCAUCUGUCCAGAAGCUCAGUGUGGACCAGAUCUUUGUGAUGUUCGACACCGCCAACCACCUGAUACGCUACGCCAUGAGCAACAAGAUCGGCUCCGUCCACAGCGGUCAACCAGAGCAGAAUCCCUGUUUCACGGGCCGACACGGCUGUGACAUCAACGCUAUGUGCAGAGCAGGUGAAGGCCUCCAGUUCACCUGUGAAUGUGCGUCUGGUUUCGCCGGAGACGGACGUUUCUGCAACGAUAUGGACGAGUGCAGGGAGACUCCUGAUGUGUGUGGACCCAACGGCGUCUGCAGCAAUCAGCCGGGAACUUUCCACUGCGAGUGCUCGACCGGCUUCGUGUUCGCCAGCGAUGGAAAGACCUGCAUCGUGGAGAACCGGCCGGUGGAUCACUGUCAGAGAGGAAGUCACGACUGCGAUCUUCCUGAGCGAGCUCUCUGCAGCUACACCGGGGGCUCGGCCUACAUCUGCUCCUGCCUGCAGGGCUUCGAGGGCGACGGCCGGGUGUGUCGGGACGUAGACGAGUGUCAGCAGGAACGAUGCCACCGUGACGCCGUCUGCUCCAACGCACCGGGAAUCUUCACCUGUCAGUGCCGUCCUGGUUUCCAUGGUGACGGCUUCCAGUGCAGCCCUAUAUCCACAGAGCGUGAGACGACCCAGUGCGAACGUCAGAGAGAGAGCGCCCAGACUCCCCCCACCAGCUCCGGCUUCUUCUCCAUCUUCAGGCCUCGUCCGGCCGUCAGUCAGUACAUCCCACAGUGUGACGAGCACGGAGCCUACAAGCCCACGCAGUGUCACACCAGCAUCCAGCAGUGCUGGUGUGUGGACGCCAACGGCCAGGAGAUCCCCAACACCCGCACCGGACCCGGCAACACGCCUCUGUGUAUUGAUCAGACGGUGACUCCUCCUCCUCCGGUCGGUCCGACCCCGCGGCCCGACGUUCACCCCGUUGCUCCGGGAACACACCUGCUGUUCGCCCAGAGCGGGAAGCUCGAACAAGUUCCUCUGGAUGGAUACAACAUCAAGAAGGACGAGGCCAAACCUCUGCUGCACAUUCCUGAUCGGGUGGUGAUCGCGGUGGCUUACGACUGCUUGGAGAAGAUGGUUUAUUGGACCGAUAUCACCGAGCCGGCCAUCAGCAAGGCCAGUCUGAGCGGAGGAGACAUCAUCCCAGUCAUCAAUAAAGAGCUGCAGAGUCCUGAAGGCAUUGCCAUCGACCACGUGGCCCGCCUCCUCUUCUGGACCGACUCCAUGCGUGACACUGUGGAGGUUUCUAAACUGGACGGCAGCCAGCGUCGCGUCCUGUUCGACACCGACCUCAUCAACCCUCGACCCAUCGUCACAGACCCAGCAUACGGGCGGCUGUUUUGGGCAGAUUGGAACAGAGACGGGCCUAAAAUUGAGAUGUCCAACAUGGACGGAACGGAUCGAACCGUCCUGGUGAAAGAUGACUUGGGGCUUCCCAACGGUCUGACCUUUGACGCCGACAACCAGCAGCUGUGCUGGGCUGACGCAGGUACUCGUAAGGUGGAGUGUAUGGAUCCUCACCGCCGGCUGAGGAGGCAGAUCGUGGAAGGGAUCCACUAUCCCUUCGCUCUGGUCUCCUUUGGAAGGAACCUCUACUACACCGACUGGAGGAGGGAAGCCGUGGUCGCUGUGGACCGUCAGUCCCAGAAAGAGGUGGACGAGUUCCUGCCACAGAAACGCUCGCGGCUGUACGGCAUCACCACGACACCGACGCAGUGUCCACAAGCUUUUAACUACUGCGCCAACAACGGCGGCUGCUCUCACCUCUGUCUGCCGCGGCUCGGCGGAUUCACCUGUCGCUGCCCGGACGCCGCCGACGGCCAAUGUGUGGACAGAAACCUGUGA
Scomber scombrus (Atlantic mackerel) is the source of this 3822-nucleotide messenger RNA. Its product is annotated as nidogen-1-like. The coding region runs from base 1 to 3822 and encodes 1273 amino acids. Gene Ontology annotation, biological process: cell-matrix adhesion. Gene Ontology annotation, molecular function: calcium ion binding. The transcript has 20 exons. The record is from RefSeq and is a predicted model, not a curated record. Lineage: Eukaryota; Metazoa; Chordata; Actinopteri; Scombriformes; Scombridae.